AUGGUCUUGGAUAUGAAAUCAUCUCAUGGUGCCGUGGUCGGCUUUGGUUUGUGGACCUUCGGCCACAUUGGCGUCCUUGCAGUGUAUCGUACUACUCUGAUCCUCAAGGGUGAUGUUGCCCCCAAUGGUUUUGGCCCCAGUCGAGACGACAGUUCCAAGUCGUUCAUUGGCCGUGUGGGACGUUCCCAUGCCAACUGUACCGAAAAUUUUCCCUUGUUUCUGGCCACGGUCGUUCUCAAUACACUCACCGGUGGACCGGAUAUUUCUUCCCUUUCUUGGUACUAUGUCUGCGCCAGGAUGGGACACAGUACCAGUCACUGCCUUGGUGACACGGAUAUCCAUGCAACUAUUCGGUUCCUCUUCUUUGGAACCCAAAUUGGGUUGCUGGGUAACAUGCUCUACAAAACCAUCAAAGAGUAG
Messenger RNA from Seminavis robusta, 420 nucleotides. NCBI's taxonomy places the organism in Eukaryota, Bacillariophyta, Bacillariophyceae, Naviculales, Naviculaceae. The record is from the annotation of a GenBank genome assembly.